GUUUAAAUUAGUAUGUCAAAGUCAAAGUCAAAACUAGUGAUGGUAGUUGCAAAUCAAGUCAACAUGGAGUUGUAAGAAAAUAAUAACAAAAAGAUUUAUUAUAAGUUUAUUGUUAAACAUGAUAUGCUUGUUUAUUAGUUCAUCUUCUAAAAAUCGUAUUAACUUAUUCACAUAAAAUGUCUUCCAAAAGUGAAUUGAAAAAGUUAUCUGAAGAAAGUUUGACUCGUCAACCUGAAGAAGUGUUUGAUAUAAUAUGCAAACUAGGAGAGGGAUCAUAUGGAAGUGUAUACAAAGCGCUUCACAAAGAGUCUGGUCAAGUGUUAGCAAUAAAGCAAGUACCUGUAGAUACCGAUCUUCAAGAAAUUAUAAAAGAAAUCUCAAUUAUGCAGCAAUGUGAUAGUACAUAUGUUGUAAAAUACUAUGGCAGUUACUUCAAAAAUACUGAUCUAUGGAUUGUAAUGGAGUAUUGUGGGGCUGGUUCAGUAUCAGAUAUAAUGAGAUUGCGGAAAAAGACUUUGGUUGAAGAUGAAAUCGCUACAAUUUUGUCUGAUACUCUGAAGGGUCUAGAGUAUUUACAUUUGAGAAGAAAAAUUCACAGAGACAUUAAAGCUGGUAAUAUUUUAUUAAAUUCUGAAGGGCAUGCCAAAUUAGCAGAUUUUGGUGUGGCUGGACAACUGACUGACACUAUGGCUAAAAGAAAUACUGUGAUUGGGACCCCAUUUUGGAUGGCACCUGAAGUGAUUCAAGAAAUAGGUUAUGAUUGUGUGGCAGACAUAUGGAGUCUCGGAAUAACUGCCUUAGAAAUGGCCGAAGGCAAACCACCUUAUGGAGAUAUUCACCCCAUGAGGGCUAUAUUCAUGAUACCAACAAAACCUCCGCCUUCAUUUAGGGAACCUGAUAAGUGGAGUGCUGAAUUUAUCGACUUUGUUAGUAUUUGUUUAAUAAAAAAUCCCGAGGAACGUGCCUCUGCCAGUGAUCUUUUAACUCACGAAUUUAUUAAAAAUGCCAAACCCCCGAAUAUUUUGAACAAUAUGAUACAAGAAGCUCAUGAAAUCAGAGAGAAUCAAAGUUACAAAAAUAUACACACGGCUGCAAAUGUGCAAGGACUGAAUAAAAGUAUAAACGAUGAAUCUGAUGAAGACGUUGCCUUAAUAAAUCAAACCAUGGUUUCAUGCACUGAUGACGGUACAUUAGUUCCUGGUAAAGGUGGUACUUUAUUAUCCAUGUCCCCAAGUGGCACUUUGGUAGAACUCGAGUCUGAGUUAGGAACUAUGGUUAUAAAUAAUGAUGUGGAUGAUCAAACUAUGAAACGUCAUGAUACGAAUUCUCAGGGUGGUAAAAAGUAUAGGCCAAUGUUUUUAGAUCAUUUUGAUAAAAAAGAUGCUGAUGUGAAGGGUAAUGGAAUUGCUAGUCCUAUAACAUUAGAUGUUCCUGAUAGUACCACUGAACAACAAAAUUUCCAAAGUAAUUUUCAAGUAAAAUUAACAGAACCAGCUCCAGCUCAGCAGCAGGCUCAGCCCACAGAACAAAAACCUCCAUAUCAACCUUUCAAUGAAGGAGAUUUCGAAUUUUUAAAAUAUUUAAGUUAUGAAGAAUUACAACAGAGGAUGAACACUUUGGAUUUAGACAUGGAGAGAGAGAUAGACGAACUUCGUAAGAGGUAUGAAAUCAAGAGACAACCUAUUCUAGAUGCAAUGGAUACAAAACGUAAAAGAACCCAAAACUUUUAAUGAAAAAAAAAAAUAUGAACUCUCUAAUAAUUACUUUUGGGUGCUCAAAAAGUUGUUUUAAACCUAUUCUACAGGCUGAACUAAAAUCUGAAAUUCCUAUUGGGAAUUAUAGUUUUCCAAAAAAGUUAAAAUACACCCAAAACCGCAGAUAUAAAUUGGUAUGACGAAUCACAUAAAAGAAUAUGAUUUGAGAGAAUUUGCCUCGUACUCAUUCAGUUUCUAUUCAGUAUUCUUACUAACCCUUUUAGUGCCAUACAUAUUUCACCAAUAUGUGCUAAAAAUGUCAGUAAAAAAGUGCAUUUUCAUAGAUAACUAGCUGAGCUGGCAGACUUCGUACUGCCUCAAUCAAUAAAUAAAAGACCUAAACUUUUUUAUAAAAUAAACUUAAAACAAACAAAAGGAAUCCUUUUUUUAAUUAAAAUAAAUUAAAAAAAAUGCUCGGUAUGAAUGAAGUUUUAUUAUUAUUUUUGAUUAAUUACACAUGAUGUUGUUUACUUACAAAACAGUUUUCUUGAAUAACUGGCUAUUUAUAAGGUUUCAAUUUGAUAUUGACAGACACACACAGUUAUUAUAUAAUCUGUUGAUGAGCUUAGAGCUAUUAUUCCAUAAAUAUUGAACACUACUUUUUUCCAAAACUUCACUAUCUUUUUUUCCAUCUAAGUAUGAAUAUAGCAUUUUAUCAGAUUCAUCCACACAACCCAUGAAUUGAUUGUAGAUAGUUUCAUAAUUUCCACUUUUCUUUUUUACUGUUAUAUUUCCAACAUUGCUAUCAGUGGUAACAAGGAUGACUGGAGUUUUUAUGGGAUGUUUGUCGCUUUGAGAACACAUUAGAAUUCCUCCAUUACUAAAAUAUUUAGACCCACCAACUUUGUUAUUUGUAUUUCUUUGGGUAUAAGCUUUCUGUUGCGCCUUAUAGUGCCAGUUAUGUAUCUCACUUUUUCCAAAAGUAAUAAAAAUCUGUUCCUUGAAAACAUUUUAGAAAACCACGGAUUAUGACGUGAAUUCAUAUUCCAGUAAGAAGAAAUAGUAGGCGCUCUUGUGAUAACCCUUUCCAGGAUUACUGCCACAAAUGCUUCCAUGUCUGGUCUUGUGUGUGCAAAAAAUAUUAAAAGUAUACUGAUUGGUUUCAAUAACCAUUUUGUUAUACAAAAACUCUGUGAAAAAUAAAUUGAAAUACUCCAGUGUGGCUGCGUCACCUUGAAGUUAACAUACUUCAAGAAAUGCAUGCUGAGUUUGUUUUGUAAACGUGGCAUUUGAUGGUAGUUCCACAAAUUGCGUAUUUGGUUGGGUUGUAGUUUCGAUAACCAUUUUGUUAUACAAAAACUUUGUGAAAAAUCUUGACAGGAACCACAAUAUCACUUGCGCUAUCGUUCUCAUAAUCACUAAUGCAAUUUUCAAAAUGUUCUUUCAUUUCAACGUCUGCAUCUGAAAGUUCACUUGUGUCCGAUAUUUUGAAAUCAAAAUUAGAAAUAUCAAAAAAAUAAUAAUCGCAAUGUUAUAAAAAAUAUGCUAUCGAAGAUAGCUAGGAUGCAAUAUAAUGAAUACAAAUACGAACACGGUAACACGUCGUUACCUGCGCGCGCCAAAAGUGAACUGACAAAAGGAGCACUAAGCGACUCUGAUAUUUUUCACAACUAACGAGAGGAGCGCUACGGCAAUCUUUAGCACUAAAAGGGUUAAUUAACAAGGCUUGAUGUUUCGAGUUAAUUUAGUAUCAAAAAUUCAUAAAAUGAAAACGUAAAAACCAUUCAAAUUAUUUAUUUUCUCUUACUUUUGUACAUACUUACAAUCAGUAUAUUUUUUUAACAGAUCAAUAUUGCAUAUUGUUGAAACUGUAUUCUUAGAUAUGUUUUUGUUUGGUGCAUUGAAAUGUUCUACAAUAAGCACAUAAAAAAGACCCAAAUUUUUUUCAAAAAUAUAGUUUGUAAAUGACAGAAGUAGAAUAUUUCAAAACGUUUCGAAUUUUAUUCAAUGUUUUAUUAAUUUUUGAUUCGUGUGUUUUUUUUGUAUAACUUCUCCGAGAUGGACUGUGGAUAAUUCUAAAUCAGUAUAUAUACAGGUAACUCAAGGAAUCGAAAUUUUCUAGACAUAAAAAUAUCAAAUUUUCUAUUUAAUUAAUAUGCAGUAUUAACAAAUUAUGACAAUAUUUCAAAUCAAACAUAAAAUACUUGAUAUAACAUUAUUAUCUUUCUCUGAAUAAAUUUUAGAAAAUAAAAUAUUAUUACUUCAUUUGUAUUUAAUAUUAGGGGAAGGUGAGGUAAGCUAUUUCAUAAAUAAAACUCUCUGUCUUUAAUUGCACAAUGUAGGAACUUUUAUUCAGAAAAUCAUGAGUCUUUCUUCCUAUAAUUAUAAUAAGUCAAAACAAAAAAAAAAUAGUAUUCUCUUAGAAAUAUCAACUAUAAUAAAAUAACUUACCCCACCUAUAGCGUCCUUCUCUUCACAAAUCGGGCAAAUAUGGACAGCUUCGUCAUUAUAUCUUCCACUCCUGCACAGCAAGACUUACUGCAAAUCUGGCAGGUGAUCCAUCCUUCAGAAGACUCAGAAUACAAGCCGUGGCAGUUCAGACAUUCUGUAUCUUCGUUAUCUGAUGUCUGAGCUCCAUCGUCAGCUUUCUUGGUUUUUUUUAGAUCUCUUGUUUGUAUUUUUCAUUUUAUUUUUGUUUGUUGCCUUUGAUGUCGAUUUCAUACUGUUUUGUCUUUCUUCUAAUUCUUUUUUACAUGAAAAAGCAGUGAUAAUAGCUAUUUCUCCUCUUCUUCGAACUUGCCUUAGUCUUUUUUCCGGCAAUUCGUGGAUAAAACAUCAACUGUUUCAGUUGGUUGAAGUAGUGUUUGCUGAAGAAUUUAAGGCAAUGCCGGAGGCCGUUUGUGUAUCGGGAACUGACGAUAUUACUGUAAGUGGAACUGAGUUGUAUUCACUUUGGGUUCCUUCUCAGCGUUCAAGUGACUUCAGUGGCCUCUAGCAAUGAAAUCGUCUUUGGUAAAAAUGUGUGUAUUAUAAGGCUAGAUCCCACAUGCAUUAAUGGCAAUUGACAUUGUUGCUGCCCGAAUAAACGCUCCCCCUAAAAGUUCAGCCACGAAUACUAAUUUCUACCACAAUACUAACACUCAUAUUCACACUUAGAUAUUUUGGGACUCGAUAGUAUGAAUAUGAGUGUUGAAGCUGUGGCAAUAUGAAUAUUAUGAACUUUUCCAGAAAUUCCUACUUAAUUGUAUAGAUCAGGGGUCACCAAACUACGGCCUGUGGGUCAGAUCCGACUAAUGGUUUCGAACCACCAUCAUUUUCUACAGCCUUUGAUACAAAUGCGACCACUUCUUUAUUUUCACCACAUAUAUUUUUACUUCAAUCGAUGGUGACAGAUUUCAAGUUUUUCCAGUGAAGGUUCUUUUUAAUAAUGGCAUUUUCAACUUCUUUAAAAUAUCUGCCUCAAUUGUCGUGCCGGGAUUACUAUCAAUAUAAAGAAGCUCUUAAUGCACUUCAAAGCUUUUACCUACUCCAUGAAUAGAAAUCAACAUUUGUGCAGUAUCUGACACAUCCGUUGACUCAUCCAGGCCAGAGAAAACCAUUCAAGAUGUCCAUUUUUGUCAGACAUUUGAGAUGAUAUAUUUUCUUGCACACUCCAAGCCACGGUGUUUGCUGACAAAAUGACACCUUUCAACUUGCGCGAGUUGCAGUCUCUUGCUCAGUAUUUGCUUUGGAAAACAAAGAUUGCUGCGAUUUCAGUCCGCGCAUCAAAGCCUCAAAUUUUUCUGUCCGCAAACGUCCUAUAUAUUUAAAGUAAUUUUAAUGAUGCUUCGAUUCCUAGUGACGUUUAAUGUUAUAUUCUUUGAGAACAGCUAUAGUUUCAUUACAAAUUAGACUUAGCGCCUUAUUAUUGCACUCAAUCACAAAAUACUCAAAGUUCCAUUCAUCAUUCCUCUACAUUCACUGUCUAUUUUUCGCUUCUUUCCCAUACUAAUAAAUCGCAUAUAAAAGAAGUCUAUCAAAAAUACUCUUAUGUACAGAUAUUACUUCAUAUCACAAUAGGCACGUUUGCUUCCUUAGUCUUUCACUCGCAAUGGCGUCGGGGAGUCGCCCCACCGCGCCGCUAGACUUUUUCUUCAUCGGCAUUUGCCUAGCCAGAAGUACAUGGUAUCUCUAUUCGCCACUAGAUGUCCUUAGGUGUCACAAUACACUGUAGUAAUUAAAAUGCAAAAAAGACUAGGUUUGCUUAGGGGGGCAUUGUUUUGGCCCUUGGAACAUACCGAAAAAAUUAUUCUGGCCCGAAAGUUUGGAGACCCCUGGUAUUGAUAAUCGAUUCCUUUUAUACCCCGUACAUUAAUGCCAUAUUAUUCUUACAUUCGGUAAAUAUCUUAGCGAUAUGUAACAAAUUUUAGUAAAGGUUAUCUUGAGACUGCCUUAUUAGGUUUGUACUUUAAUUUGAAGUUUUUAGAUGACUUAUUAACACAAUCGGAAAACCAACUAUCACAAUUAAGUACAACUCUUUCAUUUGCUAACUACCAAACUAACUUUCUUUGAAAAUCGUUAAGAAUAUUUGAGAGUUAAAAGCAGGUUUGUUAUGAUAGUUCACAACAUUACAUAUACUUUCUGAUUAUCAACCAAAAUUUUACUUUUGGAAUAUCUUCUGUUACCUCAUUACUAUCCAAUAGAACUGAUGAUUUCCUAAUUUGUUAGCCUUGGUAAGAAAACACACACCCCACACUUUGUAUUAUUCAACUUUGUACAAUCUUCAGAUGUAAUUGAGAUAUUCCCCUUUAGAUCUAUCAAUCCACCAACUACAUUUUGUUUGGGAAAAGAAAGUGAGAAAAGUCUGGUUAUCCAUUAACUUUUCACAUUCCACUUAGGAGAGUUUGUGUUGAUACUUUGAUAUGAUUUUCCAUACUGGAAACAAUCACUCGAGGGCCUAGACUUUGUAGAAAUAGUAAACAGUGUGUUCAGUAUGAAUAUUACCAAUGGUUCCAGAAAUUCUAAUUUAGCUGACAUUUAAUUUUCUUUAUUCUUUCCAUAACCUUUUUCUUUAUUUAACAGAGAUCCCUCUAAUUUAAAACAUGAUAAAACCGGUUAGAGUUGUUAUAUUAGUUACUAAAUGCAAAUAUUUAGUGGAAUAUAUUGCCCUCCCAACAGAUAUUUUGUGAAACAACAUUAAAAGUUACAGAUACCUCGGAAAAACAUUAUCUAUUAAAAUAAUAAAUCUUUUAUCGUUAUUUUGAAGUAGAUUCCCAGAAUAAAAAGUUCUUAUUUUUGUGUGUAACAAUAUGUCAUGCAAGAAUGGAUAAAGAACUCUUUGAAAAUCUUUGUUAACGUUCGCAAAUUUGUCCGAGAUGUACCAAAUGUUUCCGAGGUAUCUUACUAGGUUACUUUUAGCAUAUAUGUAAUACUUCUAAAAGUGGAAGCUGUUCCCGACUAAGGAAGACAGCUCGGUUCUGCGCAUUCUCAAGCAUGCGCAGUAUAGAUAAAGUGUCUCGAAUCUAGGGACGUUUUUUCCCGUUCAAACUGUCCAUAUAGGAGUAUUACAUAUAUGACUUUUAGUGUAUACUUAUUUUGUGACAUUCAAUUGAGUUGUGACAUGAUGAGAUGUUAAAAAGUAAAAAAAACUAUGAAGGUUUUUGUGAUGAGUUUUUGUCGUUGUGUUCUUUUCCUUAUAUUAGUCAUCCCUAUAUGUAUCUAGUCACUCGAUAAUAUCUAUAUUAGGGUGGUCGUUAAAAAUUCAAUUUUUACGACGUUCCCUGAAAACCUUCUUGUUCAUAAAAAAACCAAGAUUUUUUUUAUUUAACAAGAACACUUGCCUCUACAUUAUCUAAAUUCAUUUUUUGAUGUAAUCAUCUUUUUUGGGAUUUUUUCAGGAAAAAUACAAUUUUAUUGGAAGUAUAAAAAAUUACGGAACUAAAAUCAAUAAAAAUAACAAUAUUUGAUCAAAAUAACAAUAAACAAAAAUCUAAAUUUAAAAAUUUGCAUUUUUUUAAACGGAACAAAAAUUAAUGCUGAAACAAACUAAGAAUAAUAGAAAAAAUAAUUAAUUUAAACAUUGAUCACAAUAAAUAUUAACGUGUUUCAGGCAUAAAAAUGUAUGAAACUUUUUACAAUAGUAUUUUGAUUUAUUGUCAUUUUUACACUUAACACCGUAGCAGUAGACCCAUUUGGCAAAUUUUCUACAAUUAUAAUAUUUGUUGCUUCUUGACGUCUAUUUCUUACUUACAGUGGUACAUUUUGAGCUGCUGAUCUUCUUUUCAAGCGUUCGUCUAAUGAUGAUAAGGCAAUGGUUGUCAAAAACUGUCUGCGUUUAAUAGUUUGAUCAUUAUUGUUAAAAUUGUAUAUGAUUUGUGCAUUUACACCUGCUACGUUCAUAGUUGAAUAGAAAAUUACCAUGUGGGCCACCUCCUGGUAUUACGUGCCACAUUGUACAACGAAAAAAGUUGAUCCAGUGUAUCAACUCCACCUUAUAAAAAGUGACAAUUUCUGCUUUAUAUUGAUGCACGAAAUCUUUAUCAAUCAUGUCGUUGUGGAGUAGACUGGACACUAAUAAGACAUUUUUAUUUUGUUUUGGCACAUACGACACAAGGGUAGUAUCUUCUUGAAAACCAAACAUACUUGACAAAAGGGGUCUUGGGGGUUCCACAGACCCAGCGCUACCACCGCAGGGUUAAAUAAAAAAAUGAAAGAUAUUCAAAUUGAUAUUUUCAUUUUAAAUUCACAUUUAUAUAAACUUUAUUUUAAUAUUUAGAUUUCUUCACUCAAAGCCUCGAUUAAGUUUCUACUAUAAUCAUGUAAGAUUUGAAUGAGGAAUUUUUUGUCCUUCAUCUUUUGUAAAAAAAUCUUUGUACUCUUGCAUUAGUCUCACGUUUAAUUAACUUAGAUCGUGUAAGAGGUAUGUGUUAUUUUCAAUGAACAAAAAAUUUCCUGUGUUUUUUCAUCAAAAAGAAGCUUUUUAGAAGGCGUUGCAAUAAUGUUAUUAUUAACGUCCUUCCUAAAGUAUAUUAUGUUAAAAUUGAGAAAAAUGUUCAUUUUCUUUAUCUACUACGAAAAAUUCGUUACAAAUUGCUUUACUUCUUGCAAUAUAUGUCCAAUUAGCCAAUUUUAUUAGUUACGCAUUAUAAAUAUUUGUUGUUUUCUAUAUAUGUUGUACUUAAUAAUUUGGUUAAAGUUUAAUUGCGCCAUGUCCAUUAAAUGGGACAUGGGAUAUUUAUUCUAUUGUAAACGUGAUUUCUUCUUUAUCAGAUACCGUAUCUGACCCUUUGCAAAAAUGUGUAAAUUUCAGUUUAUAAACAAAAACAAACGCAUCACCGUUUUGUUGGCAAAUAAUACUCAUUGAUUCAAUUUGCAGCAUAUAAUAAAAGUAUAAAUUUACUGUUGGGAGUUGGGUUCCCGAAAUUCAAGCACAUUACUUUUAUGAAUAUUUAUAUUGAUAAGAAUAUCCAGUAUUAAGAAUGAGAAUUUACAAUUUUCUGUGAUAUUCAAGCUCCUCUAAUAAAUUUGGGUGUUUCGGAAUUGAAAAUAAAGCUAUUAAACAAUAUAAAUUAUUGUCUUGAGACUGAUUAUCUUGUAUCAACCUAGUUAUCUAUUUAUAAUCUAUGUCGUUUUUGUUUGUAAAGUCUAUUUUACUUCAUACAUAUCUGAUAUUUUGUUUUAGGCGAUAUUUUAGUAUCAAUGGAAUCGAUAGUUAUUGUAAAACAUUUUGAAUUUGCAAAAUAAAAACUGCUUGGUAGCAAGGGCCUCAUUGGAUUAAUAAAUAAUUACAGAAAACAGUUUCUAUUAAUUUGUGCCAAGUUAAAUAUUUUUUCAAAGAUAAUAUUUGAUAUUCAAAAAUCUAAUUUUAAUUUUCGUUUGGCCACCUUGUAUACACAAUAUUUAUAGGUUUUUUAUUGUAUAUACUAAAAAACUGCUAAUUUUAUUUUUUACAAUAUUUUCAUACCUGUAUCAUGACAACUUGAUGUGCAUUGUUUCAAGAUUUAAUUUUUGCAGGGGUUCUGAUACACAUUAUUUAUAUUCGGAAAAUUUAUUAGUUUGUAUCGACUUUCCCCAACAUUAUUUGUACAGACUUCUCACACUACAAUUGUAACUUUAGAUUUAACCUUUGUACGAUAAGUACGCUUGCUGUGCCUUUAGUAGAUCUAAGUAGUUUUAGAUUGAAUUAGGAUUGUAUUCAUAUUUUUUGAUCAUCCUGAAUAAAAUUAACAUGAAAAACCAUUUGUGUGCUUCAAUCACCCAACUAUGAGUAAAAGGAAGAAACCAUUUUAGUUAUGAGAUAUACACUUAACUUAGUUUACUUUAGACAGUUAGAGAGUUGUAGAUGAAAGACAAGUGGAUAGUUAUUUUACUUGUGCAAACGAGCUAAAUUCAUAUUUUCAAAUUAGUCAAACAGCUUCUAUCUUCUCUAGUGUAUAAUUCUCAAAAAAUGAAACUACUAUUAGAAUGUUUUCUUGAUAUAUUUACAACUGAUAAGUCUAAUACAAUUCACAAAAAACAAGUUACAAUACCAAUCUUACUGUGUUUAUUGGAAAAACAUACAAAAUUUGAUGUGGUUAUAAAAUUGUUACAUUAAAUAUACAGCAUUUAAACGAAACACAAUAAGUAAUCAAAGUGAAAAAAUCUUCAGCAUGUGUGGCCUUUUCUAAUUCAUUUGUCACAUCUUAGCAAUAUAUACUUAGUAUGGGCACAUUAAUUCAAUUAAACUCGAAGGGACAAAGAAGAACUUUAACUAUACCUUCUAAUUUAUUGUUUUUAUUUGUUUAUAUUUUGAAUGAUUAAUUUCUUACCCUUUUAAACAUGCUAAAAAUUUUAACCUUCAAAAUAAGAAAUGAAGACAAGUGAAAAAAAAUACUACCAGAAUAUAAACUGGUAGACAUAUUAGUUACCAAUAAUUAUACAGUCAAAAACAGCAAGUUUAUAAUUAAAUAAAAGGAGUUAAUUUUUCUACCGAAAUUGUUGAAUUUGAGUAAUAUCUUUAAUAGAAUUUAUAAUUUAUCAGCUCCAGUCUUUAAACCUUAAAAGACCUCAAGCUUUUCCAAAAAAUACAUAAAAUUAAUUAUGUAAAAGAAAGUGUUUCAUGGAUAACAUAAAGAAGAAACCAAAUAGCAAGACAUAAAGAAAUUGGUACUAGAUUAUUACUUUUUGCUGUCAACAAAUAAUCCAUAAAAUUGUUGCGUACGAGACAACUAAAAUCGAGAGAUACCUUUAAUCAUGCUUAAUUAAAACUGAGGAAAGAAAGGUAUUAAUUAUUAAGCUUGCUGUCACAUAAAAAACUAUACUACUAGAAAGUAUUAUACCGAAAUUAAACGAUUUUGUUAGAAAUAUUUACGAUAAUAAGCUAAAUAUAUUUAUAUUAACCUGUUAUUUAUUAGUUUCAAUAAAAUAUCUAGUAUGGAAUUUACUUUAUAAAUUGUUGGAAAAGAACCAAAUCAAAAAAUUACUUUUUGCAACUUUAAAAAUCCCAGGGUAAGAAAAUGACAUUAUGAGAAACAAACCCCUUACUUGGUAUUAAAUGCAGGAAAAAAAUUUGAUUACUUUCAUUUAUAUAUUAUUAGAUGUUAGAAAUAAUUGAGGCUGAGAGUUCCAUAUAUUUUGAUCGAAUAUAUGAAUAUAUAAAUAUAUAAAUAUAUAUAUAUAUAUAUAUAUAUAUAUAUAUAUAUAUAUAUAUAUAUAUAUAUAUAUAUUAUUAGUACUUAGAGAAUAUAUCAACCCAACAAGUCCCUCUUCUAUUCUAAAAUAUUGUCAGCUGUUUCACCAUCUUUUAAAGUGCAAUUUUUUCUUUUGGUUCGACAUCCCUCUCUAUUGGGAAAAGUCUCUUUGAAACCCUCUAUUUACGUUGUAAUAAAGUGUGUCAUUAAUUGCCUCACAAUAUGCUCGAUCCAAUAAUGAUUAAAUAUAUUUGUACUCUCAUAUAUGGGCUAUAAAGUUGCAAACAUGUCUAACAAUAAUAGGUUAAUAUCAACGAUAUAUUAUUAUUAAUAAUUACAGUUUGUACGUUUUUUCACGUUAAAACAAAAAAAAAAGAUUGAUAAUAAUUAUGGUACAUUUUGCCAGCAAAAGUAUACCACCAUCAGUGAUGACUUGGUAUUUUGUUUAAACUAGAUAAGUAAAUCAAGCUUCUAUAAAGGUAUAAAUUGAUAAGCUUAAACUCUUUUAACACAGUUGUCUAUUAAGAAGGCACUCGAAAUAUAUAUCAAUUCACAUUUAUUGAGAAUUUUCCAAAACCUUUGAGCCUUGCCUAGCUAUAAGUAUAUGGAAAAAGGUACACACUGCACCUAAAACAUUUGCCCGAUGAAAUAUCAAAUAAACUCAUGAGAAAUAUAAUGUGAAAGUUGAUAAGGAAUGAACGGAACGAGACCAAUGGUUGGAGAAUUUAUUUCGACCCUAAAGUAUGGAUAUUAUAAGGUUAGCGUGAAGGACCCCUUUAUAAUUAAAAAUUAAAUAAUUUAUUGUUGAUACCUGUCGAUAUUUUUUAAAUGAUAUCAUUAAUUGACAAGUGGUAUUAAUAUGGAUUACAAAAACAACAGCAGAUAAUAAAGGAGAGAAAGAAGCAAAUACAAAUGAUAUCACAGGUUGAAGUUUAAUUAAUUAUUCUAUGUAUGCAUGUGCCAUUACUCACUCUUUGAACAAAUAAAAGAUAUUAAAAUAUAUGUCAAGAUUUUUUUAGGAAAAUUUUCAAUAAUAAAUUGUAUGUUAGGCAAACUGUGUUUGUAUACAAGUACAUAACUUACAUUUAGAAACGAUUGUCGAUAUAUAUAUAUAUAUAUAUACAAAUAUUAAUAGAAGGCACCAAAAUGGAUGGAUUUGUAAUCAUAUAAAUAUAUAAUGAGCAUCAUGUUUUCUUGAUAACGUUCUAAGUUAUCAGAAACAGUAGUCAAUUAAUUUGCACUAGGAUCUGUUCACAAUAUGAACAGUCAGUACAAGUUUACUAUAAAAUAACAUUUAAACAUGAAUAUAUCUAUACAGGUUGUUCGAAUGAAGUUUGAAUAGUAAGGUCUAAUAAUAAUUUAACUAUUUGAAAUUUUUUAUUUAAUAAGUAACUGAAUUGGUCUAACCAUUACAUAAAUUGAAAAAUUAACUGUACAGUUAAUGAACAUAUCCCAAUAAUGUUAUAAACAUAUAUUUAUAAAUCAUUUUCGUUAAAGUUUUAGAAUCACUGUUCUAUAGUAGAAAAUUUAGCCACUGACGUUGUUAUAGUAUAAAUAAAAAUUAAAAGUAAUGAAAUAAUGAUUGAUUACAGAGUUAGAGGAUUGAACCUCUCAAUCUUACAUCUUAACAUCCUAGUUUUCAUUAAACUUUUUUUGGAAUUUCUGUUAGUUUUGAUAACAAAAAUGCACACUUUUUGUUAAUUCAAAAUUCACCUGAUAAUUACUGGUAUACAGUCAAAGACUAGAUUUUCUACCUUAAUCCAAACUUUUAAUAUAUUGAAUUAAUUGCUUAUUUAGACAUCCUGUAUAUAUUGGCUUAAAAAAAUUAGUCAAUUGUAGUUGUAAAUGUCAGUGCAGUACGGAAAACAAACAAAACAGGGAACAUCUUGAAAUGCCAAAGGAAUUUUUACAUAAAGUGGAACAAAAUAUAGAAAAACUUGCGUUAUCCUUAAUAAGCUUCAGAAAAAAACAUGUACAUUUCUCAAACAGCUUUUAUAGACAAAAAAUAUAAUUCAACAUAAAAUAUAUAAUUUUAUAUAAAUAGAAACGCAUAACCACCUCUUCAACUAUAAAAAAUAUUGCACUGUCACUUUCACUUCCAAGAUUUCAAGAAAACUAUUACCCAUAUUUGUUUUCACUCUGUAUUUUAUAUUAACAGUAAUACCUAAACUGAGUGCUGAUUUUGUUAUAAAAUUUGUGUAUAAAAUUAUAAUUGUAUAAAAUUGUCAUCGAACCUAAUUAUAUGCUAUUACACAACAAUAAAUAAAUAUUAAAAAAAUUUAGCAAUCUGGAAGAUAAAUUAGGUCCACCCACAACUUUUAUUUCACAGUUGGGCCAUCAAAUUCUUAAGUGCAUUAUUGUGGUAGAGGGUAUAAAACAUAUUCUGAAUGUCUUAAAACUUUCCCGAAUUGAACAAAAAGAAUUGAUAUCAAUAAAAGACAAAAAUUUA
This is a messenger RNA of Diorhabda sublineata, 13790 nucleotides long. RefSeq names its product serine/threonine-protein kinase 3-like. Lineage: Eukaryota; Metazoa; Arthropoda; Insecta; Coleoptera; Chrysomelidae. Gene Ontology annotation, cellular component: cytoplasm. Gene Ontology annotation, biological process: intracellular signal transduction; regulation of MAPK cascade; protein phosphorylation. The coding region runs from base 177 to 1730 and encodes 517 amino acids. Gene Ontology annotation, molecular function: ATP binding; protein serine/threonine kinase activity. The record is from RefSeq and is a predicted model, not a curated record. The transcript is spliced from 8 exons.